Molecule: messenger RNA, 1813 nt
Organism: Galeopterus variegatus (Sunda flying lemur)
Lineage: Eukaryota; Metazoa; Chordata; Mammalia; Dermoptera; Cynocephalidae
Product: zinc finger protein 73-like
Exons: 6
Biological process (GO): regulation of transcription by RNA polymerase II
Molecular function (GO): RNA polymerase II cis-regulatory region sequence-specific DNA binding; DNA-binding transcription factor activity
Source: RefSeq, a predicted model, not a curated record
AUGUUGAAAAGAAUGGGGUUGGUGUCUUUUGAGGAUGUUGCUGUGGACUUCACAUGGGAGGAGUGGCAGGACCUUGAUGAUGGUCAGAAGACUUUGUACAGGAAUGUGAUGCUGGAGACCUACAGCAACUUGGUGUCAUUGGGGCACUGCAUUACCAAACCCAAACUGAUCUUCAUGUUGGAGCAAGAAGCAGAAGAGCCUGAUUGGAUGCAUGCUGGAGAUAAAUCUGAUGAGGGUAAUAUAACUGGGAAGUUGUGGAGACAUUGUGAGCAUCUUAAUCAGAAUUCCAAGAUUCAAGCUCAGCAGCAGGCUUUUGAUUAUAGUGGACAAUGGAAAUCCUUAACACAGAAAAAUACAGAAGAGAAACCCUAUAAACGUAGUGAAUGUGAUAGAUCAUUCAUGAAGAAAUUACCCCUUACAAUCUGUAAGAGAACACAUAGAGGGGAGAAGCUAUAUGUGUGUAAUGAAUGUGGGAAAGCCUUUUACAAAACCUCAAACCUCAGCAAGCAUCAGAGAAUACACACAGAUGAGAAACCAUGUGAAUGUAAAGCAUGUGGAAAAACUUUCUACUGUAAAUCAUGCCUCAGUGUACCUCAGAGAACUCACACAGGUGUGAGACCAUACGAAUGUAGUGAAUGUGGAAAAACCUUUCAUGAGAAGUCAAACCUCCGCAAGCAUAAGAGAGUUCACACAGGUGACAAACCAUAUGAAUGUAAAAAAUGUAAGAAAGCUUUCAACCGUAAGUCACACCUCAGGAUACAUCACAGAUCUCACACAGGUGAGAAACCAUAUGAAUGUAAAGAAUGUAGAAAAACUUUCUACUGUAAAUCACAUCUCAGUGUACAUCAGAGAACUCAGACAGGUGAGAAACCAUAUGAAUGUAAAGAAUGUAGAAAAACUUUCUACUCUAAAUCAAACCUCAGUGUACAUCAGAGAACUCACACAAAUGAGAAACCAUAUGAAUGUAGUAAAUGUGGAAAAACCUUUCACAGGAAGUCAAACCUCAGCAGGCAUCAGAGAAUUCAUACAGGUGAGAAACCAUAUGAAUGUAAAGAAUGUAGAAAAACUUACUCCAGUAAAUCAUGCCUCAAUGUACAUCAGGGCACUCACGCAGGUGAGAAACCAUAUGAAUGCAGUCUGUGUGGGAAAACCUUUCACAGGAAGUCAUAUCUUACCAGACAUCAGAGAAUUCACACAGGUGAGAAACCAUAUGAAUGUAAAGAAUGUAGAAAAACUUUCUACUGUAAAUCACAUCUCAGUGUACAUCAGAGAACUCAGACAGGUAAGAAACCAUAUGAAUGUAAAGAAUGUAGAAAAACUUUCUACUCUAAAUCAAACCUCAGUGUACAUCAGAGAACUCACACAAAUGAGAAACCAUAUGAAUGUAGUAAAUGUGGAAAAACCUUUCACAGGAAGUCAAACCUCAGCAGGCAUCAGAGAAUUCAUACAGGUGAGAAACCAUAUGAAUGUAAAGAAUGUAGAAAAACUUACUCCAGUAAAUCAUGCCUCAAUGUACAUCAGGGCACUCACGCAGGUGAGAAACCAUAUGAAUGUAGUCUGUGUGGGAAAACCUUUCACAGGAAGUCAUACCUUACCAGACAUCAGAGAAUUCACACAGAGGAGAAGCCCUAUGUGUGUAAUUAAUGUGGAAAAACUUUUCACCAGAAGUCAAACCUCAGCAAGCAUCAGAUAAUUUACACAUGUGAGAAUCCAGAUGAAUAUAAAGAAUAUAGGAAAACUUUCUACAGUAAAGCAGACCUCAGUGUAUAUCAUAGAACUCACACAGUUGUGAAACCGUAUGACUGUACUGAAU